AUGCUGAAGGUCUUGUGUUACCUGAGGGUGGUGCCGGUAGGAGUGCUGCUGCUGUUCCUCACACUCGCCCAGCCAGGCCUCAAACCAGCAACACCUCCAGUGAUCAAGAACCAUCCUUUCCACAUUUUCUGGGCUGCCCCAACAAUGUAUUGUAGGAAAUUCUUCAAAGUAGAAAUGAAUCUUCCAGUAUUUAACAUUAUAACAAACCCUUUUGAGACUCAGAGUGGAUCCACAAUUGCCAUCCUUUAUCCAAAUGAAUUGGGAUAUUAUCCUUAUUUCUCUCAAGAUGGAAAACCAUUCAAUGGUGGAAUCCCACAGAGUAUGAGCCUCUUGGCUCACCUUAGGAAAAUGACUGCUGAUAUUGUAAGGGCUGUCCCUUGGUGGCAGUCAGAAGGACUUGUUAUUAUUGACUGGGAAAAUUGGAAACCCCAGUGGUUUAGAAACUGGGGCAGCAGAAUAAUCUAUAAAGACCACUCUUUAGCCUUCACUAGAGACCACCAUCCGGACUGGUCAGAAACCAGAGUGGACGCGGCUGCCCGACAGGAAUUUGAAAAUGCAGGAAGGAGGGUAAUGAAUGCUACCCUCAUGCUAGCUUUAGAAAUGAGACUGAAGCGCUUGUGGGGCUUUUAUCUCUAUCCAGAUUGCUAUAAUUAUGAUUAUGGAGUAAAUCCAGCAUUUUACACAGGUAAUUGCCCAAAUGAAGAAAUUGUCCUCAAUGACCAACUCUUGUGGCUGUGGGAAAAAAGCACAGCACUUUAUCCUUAGAUAUAUUUGGAUAAAUUAUUGAAGUCAAGCUUAAAUGCAUUGAAAUUUGUCCAUUAUCGAGUUAGAGAAGCCCUGAGAAUUGCUGAAAUGGCUAGACCUGACUAUGUUUUGCCAGUUUUUAUUUUUUCCAGGCCAUUUUAUUUGAAUAGUUUUGAAACUUUGUCUGAGGAGGACUUGGUGCAUACGAUUGGUGAAAGCGCUGCAUUAGGGGCAGCAGGAAUAAUAUUGUGAGGAGGAUAUGAAUAUAUUGCAUCAAAGGAGGCCUGCUUAUCUGUGCAACAAUCUAUUCAAGGGCCACUGGGUACCUAUGCUGUGAAUGUGACAUCUGCAGCCAAGCUCUGUAGUCAAAGUUUAUGUAACAACCAUGGAAGAUGUGUUCGAAAAACACCGGAAUCCUCCUUCUAUUUGCAUAUGCCUGAAAGCAGCAGUAAGAAAUACAUCUCAAAUAAGAGCUUCAGGUUUGUCAUUUCUGAAAAGAAUAAACUGAAGACAAUAAUGGACAUGAAGGAUGGAUUUAUGUGUCACUGCUAUUAUGGCUGGCAUGGAGAGUCUUGCCAUUACUCUUCAGUUCCCUUGAGUUGGAAAAACGAGGCUCCCACUGCUAACUUUAAUUUACCAGUUUGUUUUGAUAUAAUUGUAUGUGUGAUUCUGCUGAAUAUUUUUACUCCCUUCUACAAUGUCAAUUUUUCCUUAAAGUAUUGA
Octodon degus (degu) is the source of this 1467-nucleotide messenger RNA. RefSeq names its product hyaluronidase-4. NCBI's taxonomy places the organism in Eukaryota, Metazoa, Chordata, Mammalia, Rodentia, Octodontidae. The record is from RefSeq and is a predicted model, not a curated record. Gene Ontology annotation, biological process: carbohydrate metabolic process; hyaluronan catabolic process. Gene Ontology annotation, molecular function: hyalurononglucosaminidase activity.